Molecule: messenger RNA, 1533 nt
Organism: Microthlaspi erraticum
Lineage: Eukaryota; Viridiplantae; Streptophyta; Magnoliopsida; Brassicales; Brassicaceae
Source: the annotation of a GenBank genome assembly
AUGGAGGAGAUUGGUCUACCAACGGAGCCGUACGAGUGGUACCUUGACAUGCGUCGUUAUGGAACAGCCAGGGCCGGCUUAGAGGGUGGUGCGAAGGUGCGUUGCCGCCCCUGGGAACAGCCAAGCAUGCAUGAUUCGGACUUGGAUUUGAAGGCAACAGAAACUACUACUGGACAGGAAGCUGCAGACCUUAAAGAGCUCAAAGAAAAAGUCGCACUCUUGAUAGAAUUGGCGUUAGUGAUCUUCACACAAAGAUCGUCCAAGUGCAGUUCUGAACAGGUCCGUUCCGAGCAAUUACACCUCCCCACCAAUCAUCAGGAUCCUCUGUUCUUUUUGGCUUUUGAGGUGAGGUUGGAAAGUCUGUUGGAUUCGAGGUUGCUCCGGCUCCGUUCCGUCCGAGGGAAAACCGGAGACGAACGGGAAGUACCGUCGCUUGAGGCGGCUGAUAAAGAGCUUGCGAAGCAGAUUCUUAAAGAGAUCAGGCUGCUUGAAGGCAUUGCUAAUGCGGCUAUGAGAGCCAAGAUCAAAGAGUCUAUGGGGCAGAAAGAUGAUAUCCAAGGUCAAGUUAAGUUAAUGGGUGCUGGUUUGGACGGAGUGAAGAAGGAGAGGCAAGCAAUUUCAGCAAGGAUUGGUCAGCUGAGUGAGAAGGUGAAAGCAACGAAAGAUGAGAUUUUGGUUCUGGAGAAUGAGCUCAAGGCUGUGAGCGAGAAGAGGGACAAGGCUUAUUCGAACAUUCAUGAGCUUAGGAAGCAACGUGAUGAGACGAAUUUUGGCCUUUACCAAGGCCGUAAUGUGUUGAACAAAGCUAGAGACUUGGCUACACAAAAGAACAUAACCGACCUUGAGGCACUUGCUAAAGCCGAGGUUGAGAAAUUUGUUACUCUCUGGUGCAGUAAGAAGAAUUUCAGAGAGGAUUAUGAGAAGAGAAUCUUGGCCUCACUUGAUGCUAGGCAGCUGAGCCGAGAUGGGCGGAUGAGAAACCCCGAAGAGAAGCCUAUACUUGCUCCAGAGGUUCCAGCGGCAAAGGCUGCGCCUUCUAAAACCGAGGUUGUCCCUAAAGCUAAUGCAAAGCAGCAGCCAAAGGAGGAACCAGUUUCUGCACCUAAACCAGAUGCUAGUGUUGCUCAGAAGACUGAGAAAGCUAAAGAUACAGCGAAAGUAAAGAAAGUUGUGAAAGAUGAGGAUGAUGAUGAUGAAGUAUAUGGUCUUGGAAAGCCACGGAAAGAAGAGGUAGAUGAAGCUACGGUGAAAGAGAUGAGAAAGCAAGAGGAGAUUGCUAAAGCCAAGCAAGCUAUGGAAAGGAAAAAGAUGCAGGCGGAAGAAGAAAGCAAGAAGAAAUCCGGAGGCAACACAGAAGCGGAGGCCGUCUCUGAGGAAGGUCCAGAAGCUUCUGACGCUGAGAAGGAGGAGACUGAAGCUCCAGUGGAGGAGAAACCACAGAAGGAGAAAGUCUUCAAGGAGAAACCGAUAAGGAACAGGAUCCGCAGUAGAGGAGGAACCAGAAACGCUCCCAAGAGCGAUCCUCAAGCGUAA